GAGGGCUUUGUUAUCUGGAUGCUUGUAACCCAAUCGCACAGGCUUGGCUUCCCAGUGGCAGAUCCAAUAGCACACUUGUCCCUGAAAGGUGAGCCUCUUCCCGCUGCCAGAGCCACGAGCAGACACCUGGACCUGGCCGGGGAGCUGCUCACAGCUCAGGCCCCUGAUGCUCUUUGUGGGACCGCCACAGCCCUGGGACAGUGCAGCCCUUCUGCCACCUCACCUGAGGCCCUGGAGGGAGAAGAGCACCUCAGGACAGCAUGUCCCAGGCUGGUGGCAAUGCCUGUGCAGAGGACACAGGGCCAGGCACCGAAGCCCACUCCUGUACCCUGAGCCGAGGUAGCCACAGGAUUGACUGCAUCAUCUGCUACUCCUCCUACGACCUGUGCAGCCGACUGCCACGCCGGCUGUACUGUGGCCAUACCUUCUGCCAGGCCUGCCUCAAACGCCUUGACGCCAUCGCCAAUGAACAGCGCUGGAUCCCCUGCCCGCAAUGCCGCCAAAACACACCCACACCACGUGGCGGAGUGGCAAUGCUUGACCUGGACCUGGCCACUUUCCUUGCCAUUAAGGCCGACAAGGAGCAUCCCUGGGUGGCUGGCAGGCCCGAGCCCGACUUGGCCACCAAAGGGUCAUGCAAAGAGAAGGUGGUCACCCAGCAGCCGUCAGGACUGUGCCAAGACCCAGUGCCCCAGGCACCGUUCCCCCGAAGUGGCUGCUGCCGGCGAUGCCUUUGCUGUGGGGUGACAGCUGACUUUGAGAGCUGAGCAGGCUCUUGGCAGGCUGGGGCUGCUGUGGGCAGUGGGAGGAUGGUGCUGCCUGGGGGCACACGGACUGGCAGGGCAGGCAGAAGCUCUGCAUAGCUCAGCAGAUGGAGCCAGGGCUUCCUGUGCCCAGCAUGCUGCAGGCAGUCAAGCUCCUAGGGCGCUGCCUGGGCCCUUUUUGAGGACUAGCCGCCCCUUGAAAGCAGCUCAGCCCCAACCAUGCCCUGAGUCCACAUGUGGAGAGUCGCAGAGGGGCUGUUCCCGGGUCCCAGCAACUCGUAAGGGGACUCAGCUUGUACAGAGCUCGUUGCCUAUCCUGCCAGGAUUUGGGGUGCAACAGAGGGUGGGAUGAGGAUAUAUCUGCCCCUUCAUCCUGCCUAUUUAUCCCUUUGACAACUCUGAAAUCUUGUCCAGCCAUCACAGAUGUCCCCUGGAGCCUGGCCCAGGACUUGCUGAUGCCUGGCUUCUCCAUGCGUGCCACUCCACAGCAGGGACACCUCAGCCAAGUGUCCCAUCAGGCAGGGUACAAGGGGAGCCUGGCACAACACAGCAAAGCAGAGAUACUUUGGAGAGUAUGUCUGAUACCCAAAAACUUCAUGUCUAUUAAACAA
This is a messenger RNA of Dromaius novaehollandiae (emu), 1375 nucleotides long. It is a transcript of the gene RNF224, whose product is annotated as ring finger protein 224. The transcript has 2 exons. Bases 261 to 767 code for a protein of 168 amino acids. NCBI's taxonomy places the organism in Eukaryota, Metazoa, Chordata, Aves, Casuariiformes, Dromaiidae. The record is from RefSeq and is a predicted model, not a curated record.